CCAAAUCGGCUUUAUUUCUCUCGGCCGGUUGAGUUCCAAUUUUCAAUCAAAGCUGGGCUGUUUCCGGUCACCCCUACCCUCCCUUACCGGCGUUCUUCCCACGCUAACUUCUUCUCUUUUCAAUUCAAUUUUACAACCAACCCAAUUCCCUUAAUUCCCCAAAUUCUCUCUUAAUUCUGUGUAAUUCUCAAUAGUUCUAUCCAUUAUCUUCUCGCUUUCCAGCUCCAAUGUCGACAUUUUCAUCUCUUACUAAUAUUGCUCAAAACCCAAAUCCUAAUAAAUCAUAUGAGGUUCCUCAACCACCCUCUGAUUCAGUUUCUAGCUUGAAUUUUAGUCCCAAAGCCAAUCAUCUUAUUGCGACUUCAUGGGAUAAUCAGGUGCGUUGUUGGGAGAUAAUGCAGAGUGGAACAAACAUUAGUAGUACACCGAAAGCAGCCAUAUCUCAUGAUCAACCGGUUUUGUGCUCAGCUUGGAAAGAUGAUGGCACAACCGUCUUUUCAGGAGGCUGUGACAAACAGGUGAAAAUGUGGCCUUUAUUGUCUGGUGGCCAACCAAUUACAGUAGCUAUGCAUGAUGCACCUAUCAAAGAGAUGGCCUGGAUUCCUGAAAUGAACGUUCUGGCUACUGGGAGCUGGGACAAAACAAUCAAGUAUUGGGACACUAGGCAGCCAAAUCCAGUCCAUACCCAACAACUGCCAGAGCGCUGCUAUUCAUUGACAGUGCGACAUCCUCUUAUGGUUGUCGGAACGGCAGAUAGAAACCUCAUUGUGUUCAAUUUGCAAAACCCUCAGACUGAAUUUAAAAGGAUAAUGUCACCGCUAAAAUACCAGACAAGGUGUCUUGCUGCAUUUCCUGAUAAGCAGGGGUUUCUGGUUGGAUCAAUAGAAGGACGAGUUGGAGUUCAUCAUCUGGAUGAUUCACUACAAAGCAAGAAUUUCACUUUCAAAUGUCACAGAGAAAGCAAUGAGAUUUACUCUGUCAACUCUUUGAACUUCCACCCUAUACAUGGAACCUUUGCUACCGCAGGAUCUGAUGGUGCUUUUAAUUUUUGGGACAAGGACAGUAAACAGAGAUUGAAGGCCAUGUCAAGAUGCAGUCAGCCGAUACCGUGUAGUACUUUUAACAAUGAUGGAUCCUUAUUUGCAUAUGCGUCCUGCUAUGACUGGAGUAAGGGUGCUGAGAACCAUAACCCAGCAACUGCAAAGACCUACAUUUUUAUACACUUGCCACAGGAAUCUGAGGUGAAAGGAAAGCCAAGGGUUGGCAGCACUGGUCGUCGUUGAAGUCCUGUGGAUAGAGCUUUGGUUGCUGUUUCCGAGCAAUGUAAAUAACUAGUUUGGAUAUAUUUCUCUUUCAAGUAGCUGAAUUUUGAUGGUCUGGGACUAGGAUACUGAUAGUUGUUGGGCGUCCUAUGUAAAAUCUACGCGUUCUUUGGACAUCAUCUCGAACAUCUACCUUCCUGUUUAUAGUCGUAUGUUAUUCCGAAUCAUUUCAUAGAUCCCGUUUGAAGGAGACUGCGGGCAGUUCAGCGCUUCGCAAAGUUACUUAGACAUGGAAACUUUUAGUUUGUGAAUCUUGUCAAUAUUUAGUGAAGUAGAUUUGAAUGGUUCUUAGAGUGCAAGGCAAAGCCAUUACCACAAAAAUAUGCUUAUGCAAGUCAUGGCUUGUGACAUCUAAUUGGUGCUUGUUGGACUUCAAAA
Amaranthus tricolor (Joseph's coat) is the source of this 1700-nucleotide messenger RNA. RefSeq names its product protein RAE1. Gene Ontology annotation, biological process: RNA export from nucleus; transcription-dependent tethering of RNA polymerase II gene DNA at nuclear periphery. The transcript has 12 exons. The record is from RefSeq and is a predicted model, not a curated record. NCBI's taxonomy places the organism in Eukaryota, Viridiplantae, Streptophyta, Magnoliopsida, Caryophyllales, Amaranthaceae. Bases 228 to 1283 code for a protein of 351 amino acids. Gene Ontology annotation, molecular function: RNA binding; ubiquitin binding. Gene Ontology annotation, cellular component: nuclear pore.